This is a messenger RNA of Tuber melanosporum (Perigord truffle), 1473 nucleotides long. RefSeq lists its product as uncharacterized. The transcript has 2 exons. Gene Ontology annotation, molecular function: protein binding. Lineage: Eukaryota; Fungi; Ascomycota; Pezizomycetes; Pezizales; Tuberaceae. The record is from RefSeq and is a predicted model, not a curated record. The coding region runs from base 1 to 711 and encodes 236 amino acids.
AUGACUCGGCUAGGGAUGGCCUGCCUGCGGUCGGAUCUAGGUCUCCAAGGCCGCUACAGGGAGGGUGUCAAAUGGUUGAAGCGGGCGACUGAUGUAGCGGAUGCUCAGUACCCGAAUGCUCCCUACGAGCUAGGGUGUAUGCAUGAAACCGGAUGUGGGGAUGAUGUCUUCCAAGAUGAGAGUUACGCCGCGCAACUCUUUACUCAAGCUGCGGAGUUGGGGCACGCAGAUGCCUACUAUCGUAUGGGCGAUGCGUAUGAGCACGGCAAACUGAACUGCCCGCGCGAUGCAGCAUUGAGUGUUCAUUUUUACACAGGCGCUGCGCAGCGAGGUCAUUCUAUGGCUAUGAUGGCUCUCUGCGCUUGGUACCUUGUUGGCGCUGAGCCAGUGUUGGAAAAGAAUGAGGACGAGGCCUAUCAAUGGGCUUUGAAGGCUUCUGAAUAUGGUCUUCCAAAAGCGGAGUACGCUGUCGGAUAUUUUACCGAGAUGGGUAUUGGGUGCCGGAGGGACCCAUUGGAGGCUAACGUCUGGUAUGUCAAGGCUGCGGGCCACGGUGACGAGCGUGCAAUUGCCCGGUUAAAGGUCAUCCAGGAAGCCGCUUCAGGCGGCUCACCCACGAAGAAGGACAGGAAGAAGAAGGAGAAGACCGGCAAUAGGGCUGUUCUCGAAAAGAGCCGAGACGGUGAGGAUAAGGACUGUAUAAUUAUGUGAGGCAAGGCCUGAGGUUUCAACGGCUUUAGUUCACAUUUGUAUCUUUAUUUCUCACUCUCCACUCCCCCUUUCCCUCUCUUGUUUAGUCUCACUCAACUUCUAUCUAGUCCUGAAGAUAUCCUUUCUUCUAUUUUCAUACCCUUCUAAUUGCUUUCUUGUUGGCUGAUUUGCACAUAUUGCCUUUUGGUUUCCUCAAUUUGCUUAUGGGUGUUUUCUUUUCUUCACUUUUAUAUUUUCCAUUUCCAUUUGCUAUCUGUUUUCACUGUUUCUAUAUCCAUUUCCGAUUCUUUCCUAUGUGGCAUCGUGGCAUACAUUCCUUGGACCCAGGAGCCGGACAAACUAAAAAUACAUUUGCUUUCCUUUAGCAUCGGCAGCACUCUUCCAUUUUCGCAACUCCAUUUCUUUCCUAUUAUCACGCCAUAUAAGCAUCGUAAGGUGCGCCAUAUAAUCCUCCUUUCCUUUUUUUAUUUUUCUUUUAUUUUUCUUCAAAAAAUAUUUAGCGUCAUCUACCCAUUCCUUUACCAAAAAGUGAAAUAUGAUUGCUUUUUUAUGUUUUGCUAUUUUCUUGCGCUUUACAUGGGGAUAUUUGCACUUUGUGGGUUGGGAAGUGGGGAGAGGGGGAAGGAAGAUAGGCGAAAGCCUAGGAUUGGGGGGAUGCCACACAUAUAUCGGGCAUUUUUUAUAUCUAUCUAGUUUGUUGGGUGAUUUAUAGUUAGCUGGUAAUGCGUAAUAAAGGUGUCUGCUUUUGCAAAAAAGGAAAAA